This is a messenger RNA of Endocarpon pusillum Z07020, 1491 nucleotides long. RefSeq lists its product as uncharacterized. Lineage: Eukaryota; Fungi; Ascomycota; Eurotiomycetes; Verrucariales; Verrucariaceae. Gene Ontology annotation, cellular component: membrane. The transcript has 8 exons. The record is from RefSeq and is a predicted model, not a curated record. Gene Ontology annotation, biological process: transmembrane transport. Bases 1 to 1491 code for a protein of 496 amino acids. Gene Ontology annotation, molecular function: transmembrane transporter activity.
AUGGCCUCCGAUUCUUCUGAAAAGGUAUUGCUACCGGAUGGUCUUCCGUUGAGGGAUCGACCUUCCAGCUCGUCGAGUUCCCUCGAGCCUAUCGAUCCUUCGUCAGAGCGAAGACUGUUGUGGAAGGUGGAUCGGCAUCUGGUCCCCAUUUUAUUCGCGCUUUUCCUCGCAGCUUUUCUCGAUCGCAUCAAUAUCGGGAAUGCAAGGCUGCAAGGCUUGGAGAACGACCUUGGCAUGGAUAAGGAUGGACCCAAAUUCAAUAUUGCUUUGUUUAUGUUUUUCAUCCCCUACAUCCUCCUCGAGGUGCCGAGCAACAUCAUUCUGAAGAAGAUACGCCCGUCCCUCUGGUUGAGCUCGAUCAUGCUUGGAUGGGGCGUUAUCACUAUCUGUCAAGGUUUCACUCAAUCGUUCGCUGGAUUGGUGAUCUGCCGCGUUCUACUCGGGGUCUUCGAGGCAGGAUUCGUUCCUGGUGCCAUCUACCUCCUUUCGACGUACUACAAGCGCCACGAGUUGCAGCUUCGAGUCAGCGUAUUCUUCUCGGCCAGCAUCUUGGCUGGGGCAUUUAGCGGUCUGCUAGCAUACGCAAUUGCAAAAAUGUCCGGCGUUGGGGGCUAUGCAGGAUGGCGUUGGAUUUUCAUCGUUGAGGGCUCAGCGACGGUCGUGCUGGCAGCAGCUUCAUACUGGCUUGUUCCAGACUGGCCGGAGACUGCCAAAUUCCUUCGUCCCCAUGAACGCGAGACGCUCAUUCGCCGUCUUGCGGAAGAUGCAGGGGCCGCUAAGAUGAACAAAUGGAGCAAGGGUACAUCAAGACGAAUCUUUGGUGAUGUCAAAAUCUGGCUGGGUGCGUUCAUGUACCUCGGCAUUGUGAACACCGGCUAUGGUGGCUCAUUCUUCAUACCUACCAUCCUAAAUCAGCUUGGCCCUGCCUGGACGCCAGUACGGUCUCAAGUCAUGAGUAUCCCAAUCUACAUCGUGGCGGCUGUUCUGGCACUCGCCACCGCUUUCUUGACCGACCGACUGAAGCAUCGCUUCGCCUUCAUCAUAGUUGGAUGUUGUGUUGCAACCAUUGGGUAUGCCAUUCUGUUGAGCAUGACACAUGUUUCUGUUGGUGUCCGUUAUGCUGCACUAUUUCUGGUCACAGGAGGUGGAUACAUUGCCCAGCCUAUUACCCUCGUAUGGCUCAACAAUAACAUGGGUGGCCACCUCAAGAAAGGUGUAUCGAGUGCAAUGCAGAUUGGGCUAGGCAAUUGCGGAGGCAUCAUUGCAAGCAACAUCUACUUACCGAAGCAAAAGCCCCGUUACCCGGUUGGCUUUGGUGUCAGCCUCGGUCUUGUGGGGUUGUGCGCUUUAUCAGCUAUUGCGUUCUUUGUGCUCAUCAGGAUUGAGAAUAAGAGGAGGAACGGAGGCCAGCGUGAUCAUCGGCUUGAUGCUUCCCCAGAAGAGCUGGAAAAUCUAGGUGAUGACCACCCAAGCUUCAGAUUUACUUAUUGA